Erythranthe guttata (spotted monkey flower) is the source of this 284-nucleotide messenger RNA. The record is from RefSeq and is a predicted model, not a curated record. NCBI's taxonomy places the organism in Eukaryota, Viridiplantae, Streptophyta, Magnoliopsida, Lamiales, Phrymaceae.
GAUAGGGAAAGAUGGGAUCGAACUCGAUAUGGACGAGCAAGCAAAAUAAGAUAUUCGAGGAUGCAUUGGCGGAGUACUGUAAAGAUUCGCCGGAGUGGUGGCAGAAGGUGGCUAGGGCUGUCGGCAAGACGGUGGAGGAUGUGAAAUGUCACUAUCAGAAGCUCGUUGAAGAUAUCGAAUGCAUCGAAUCGGGAAAAGUCCCGCUGCCUAAUUAUAGACCUUAUAAGGAAAAUCGCAAAGAAAAGAAAAUCAUCGAUGAUCAAGAACAAAGGUAUAUAUAUACA